This is a messenger RNA of Micropterus salmoides (largemouth bass), 1677 nucleotides long. RefSeq names its product transcription factor HES-5-like. Gene Ontology annotation, molecular function: DNA-binding transcription factor activity, RNA polymerase II-specific; RNA polymerase II cis-regulatory region sequence-specific DNA binding; protein dimerization activity. The coding region runs from base 1 to 651 and encodes 216 amino acids. Gene Ontology annotation, biological process: regulation of neurogenesis; anterior/posterior pattern specification; regulation of transcription by RNA polymerase II. Gene Ontology annotation, cellular component: nucleus. The transcript is spliced from 3 exons. The record is from RefSeq and is a predicted model, not a curated record. NCBI's taxonomy places the organism in Eukaryota, Metazoa, Chordata, Actinopteri, Centrarchiformes, Centrarchidae.
AUGAUCAGUGUGUGCUCAGUCAAAGUCAUUGAUCCCAGCAUCAGGCAGCAGAUCUGCUCUCUCUACAGGACUGUGAGAAACUCCAGUCAGACCCAAACCCACACAUUCAUAUGGAGAUGUUGGUCUAUAAGAAGGAGGGAUGAAGCCAGCAGAGAUCAGAUUCUCUCAACAGAGACCUCUACAGCACAGAGAUCCAACCAUGGCACCUACAAUCACUGCAGCAAUGACCGUUUCUCAGGAGCAUCUGACUCUGACCCACAAGUUCGAAUCAACAGCAGCAUUGAGAAGCUCAAGUCUCUCCUGGGUCCAGAGUUCCUCAAACAGCAGCCAGACUCCAAGCUGGAGAAACCAGACAUCCUGGAGAUGACAGUUUGUGUCCUGAGACGACUGCAACAGCAGAAUCAAGCUGUGGACUCAGCAGCUGUCGAUCAGGGCUACUCCAGCUGUGUCCAGGAGGUGAAUCACUUCCUGUCUAAAGAGGAGGUGGAGACACAGUCCCAGAGAAGACUUGUGAACCACUUCAACAAGCUGCAGUCUUCCUCUGAUAAGACGGUGAGAGAGGCUGACAUCUCUCUUCUGAGCUCCACAGUCCAGACCAGCAUUAUCAAAGAGAAGAGUCUGGCCAGGAGCGCCCCCUGGAGGCCGUGGUAGACACCUACAGACUGGAGUUGGUACCAAACAAACUGAGAUGACCACAUUGGUCAAAGAUUACUGAACUGAAUUCUUUGAAAUUUAUGGACUUGUUCUUCUGUAUGUACAGAAGCAGCAUUUUGUGUUUUUUCUUUGUGCAAGAUGUAAUUUCCUAAGGAAGUUACAGCAACAAUAUCUUUCAAGUUUAGAAAGAGAACAUCUUGUCAUGCAUGUUGCAUGAACCAAAUCUGAUUGCAUCAGCAAUUAUUAUUAUACUUCACUGUACUUCAUGUAUUGGUAGUAAUUAAUGCUCUGGAAACAUGAUAUAUUUUGAUUGAUUUUGAUCAUAGUGAUCAGAAAACUGUAACUGACGUUGUUGUGUACAUAUUGUCAUAAUGGCAAUAAAUCUCUCUGGUAACUCAAAACUGAUCUGUUCUAAGAUCCAAAUGUGUAUCCUUUUUCUAAAAGUUAUGCUUAAGGUCACAAUUUUCCUGUGACAGAUUUAUAAUUCACUAUACAUUAUAUAUUGUUAAAAUAUAAUGCAAUGGUGAUACUUGUUCCCUCUUGAAAGUUAUUGAUUCUUUUGAAUUGAUCUAAAAUCUUAAUUGUCCUUUUGAUGGACAUUUUAUCAUAAACUUCACUUCACCUUAGGUGAAUUUUGAAAAAUUAUCUGUUUUAAGAUCAAUAUGUUUAUGUUUUUAAAGUAAAAGGUUUAUUUAAUGUCACAUUGUCGCAAUUUUCCAGUGACAAUGUAAUUUAAAACUUUGAGAAUCAAUUGAAUUGAAAACUUAUUAAGAGCAAUGUGAUCUGUUCUAAGGUCAGUUUUUAUUUUUUGUUCUCUAAGUGCAAAAGUUUUAAUCCAUUCAUAAAAAAAAAAAUCUGUACUGUGUUGUCAAAUAUUGUAAAUCAUUGUCGUUUAUAAAGACAGCUGUUCCUUUACUCUCUCUGAGUACAGUGUGUCUUGUAGGAAUCUACAAGUUGUUGUUGUGAUGUAUCAUCACCUCUAGUUGGAGUUGUCUCACUUCUUGUGUUGAAUAAACAAACGCU